CAGUGAAAACAAGAGGUUCUGGUUGUGAUUUGUACUUAUAUUUGAAGAAAUGCCUGAUUCUUGUUGUGCAGUAGGCUGCUCCAAUAAAAGAAUUAGAAAAGCUCCAUACGUGCGCUGGCGCUCGCUGUUUUUUAUCCUGCCAGCUUCCACAAGGUCCGAGAAAAUGUAAACAAAUGACGUCACAACGCAAGCCGUCUAUAGCUAGCUAUAUAAUAAUAAAGCUUAUUCUUUGUCUUAAAUAUAGAGAACAGGGUUGUUUUUGUGACAAGCACACCAAAUUCGGUCCACAGCCAUCCAUUAUGGUCUUCCUCAUCUUGUAGUCACCUCCAUUGUUAAUGGGCAAAGAGGACAAGGCUUUUGAGGUAUUAAAUGAUGGUGGCAUUUUAAAUCAAAAGUAAUACACUGCCCUGCUUGAUCUUGUCCAAAAUCGGUUUAAAUAUUUAGCAGAACAGGCUGGCAGAGAUCCUUGGGAGAAAAGCCAAAAGAUGGUAGACCUGGCUGUGACACUAAAUGCUUUUUGUGGUGCAGCGUCAUAGAAAAGAAUAGGACCAGUUUAUGGAAUAAAAAGUAAAAUUACUAAAAUUUAAUGUAUAAAUACAGUAUCCCCUAUGUAAUCAAGAUCUGAAAUAUAUCACUGUGAGACAGGAUGCUUGACAUGAGUGCAAUUGCUGUGGGACAAGGCUUUGUCAUACUGAACAUGAUAAUCCUGAAAGGCACAUACUGCUGGAAAUAAUUAGAUAAUCUGUGAAACAAAAUGCCUGGUGAACUGUGAAGAUUGUGGUAUUUGCUUGCAAUUAUGCUGGUGCAACAGAGUGGAGUAAUUGGUCAACCUGCAGAACUGUUAUAGAUGCCUUUGGUGCUCAACAUAGCCAAAAGCUCUGUAUGGAUGAUCCAAGCAACUGUAAUACAAGCAUCCAUCAUAUAAGGAAAUGUUUUAACUGUUCUGCAGAUGAAUGCUACUGGUCCAACUGGGACUCACAUUCAGAAUGUAUUUUAACACAUCCGGAAAUGCAGAAUUCUAGUACAUGUGGAAAUGGUUUUCGGAUAGCAAAUCAAACAGAAUGCAUGGGGAAUGAUACAAUUGAAGUAAACGAUAAAGGAUGUGGACAACGUGGUUUAAGAUUGUGGAACUGCUAUACAGAAUGUGAUCAAUCAUCUGAUAUGGGUAAUUUAACUAAUUGGGGCCACUGGGGUACUUGUGAUGGAAAUUGUACAAAUGGAAUCUGGAAUCGAACAAGGGAUUGCAAAAAGGACGAAGAAAUUAUUGACAGAAGAUUGUGUAAUGGAACGUUUAUUGAAUAUGACCUUUGCAAGUGCCCGGAAUUGUACAAAUGGAAUGAUACAAAUGGCAACUGGACUGAAUGUGAAGCUUUGAACAAUAAAAUGCCCUGUGGAAAUGGAAUUCAAUACUUUUUCUCAAAUCAAUGUCUUUUUAACAUGACUGAGAGAGUUGACAAAGCAAAAUGUGGUGUUAAAACUCGUAUAAAAUCUAGAAGUUGUUAUGCUGUUUGUCCAGAUACCUGUGGUGGUUCAACAACUUUUAACCAAACAAUUAAGCAAAACGAACCUAUCAAUGAUGGAAAACCUACAAUUAUUACCGAAAUUAUUAUUCCUUCUUGUACAACACCUGUACAAAUCAGUUUUUAUAAAUGGAACUCUGUUUAUGCAAUGAUUUCUAACUGGUCUAAAUUAAAUGGCAAAUGCACUUCUACAGAGCUUAUUCUAAUCAUAAAUGGAACUUUUACUAUAUCAGAUGGAACAACCAAUGUCACAUUCAGAGGAUGUGAUGCACCAACUUGGUCUAAGAAUGAAACACUUGUUAGCUGCAAUAGCACAUGUGAGAAUGGAACUAAAACUAAUGGUACUGAAGCACUCAUCCAGAGAUGCUAUGAUAAUAAAAUGCGACCAGAUGAAUAUUGCGUUGGAAAGCCAGAAAAUUUCACUAAAGAUUGUCAAACUGAAGAUAUUUGUUUUUAUUAUAAAGAAUGGAGUUCGUGGGGAGAAUGUGAAGGUACAUGUGGACCAAACGGAAGGCAAAAUAAAACCAGACAUUGCUAUGGCGACGAAAUACAAUACAAUUCUACAACAAAUUGCACUGGUAACGCCACUCAAUAUAGGAACUGCAACAUAACAAAUAAUCCAUGUCCGGAAUACACACCAUGGGGAAAUUGGAGUACAGCAUGCGGAGCAGUUAAUGUGACGAGAAACAGGACAUGUUUACAUAAUGGUACUGAGGUCAAUGCAAUGAGAUGUAAGCACUAUUUAAAAGAGGAUGCAAUGCAAGUUAAAAUAAAUAAUGUUUUGUGCUGCACACAACGUGGUUGGGAGAUUCUGCAUCCUUGCAAUGUAACAUGUGGAAGUUGUACUGAUGUAUGGAUAAAGCAUUGGUGGUAUCAAAACACCUCGAAGGCUACUGAUUCAGAAUGUGAGAGUGAUGGACCCCCUCCAAAAAAAAAUGAAACACGUCGGAUACAGUGUAACACUUUUGGUGAGUGGGGUGCUUGGUCGGCGAACUGUUCAAAAACAUGUAAUACUGGAUACAAAGUAAGAUCCAGAGAAUGUUUUUACGAAAAUAGUGAAAUUUGCAAUCAAAAGCUUACAGAAACAGAAGACUGUAAUACACAUUCUUGUCCAGUGAAUGGAAUGUGGCGUGAGUGGUCAGACUUUUCAAUUUGUAGCGUAAGCUGUGGAAACGGUACUCAAACGAGAACACGUCAAUGCAUCCCGCCUUCGCACGGAGGAUUAAAUUGCACUGGGUUUCAAGGCGACGUUACUGAGACAGAAACCAAGCCUUGUUAUACUAAUACAACUUGUCCCGGAAUUGCGUCGUCAGCUACAAACCAAUCUUGCGACGACCUGUGUGCUUCUAAAGACUUGGUCUGCGUCAACACAUGGCCCACAUUGAUGAACAAAAGCAGCAUUUUUACUACAGCUGGCGUUGUAUGCAAAACAUCUGAUUUUAACACAGCCGAUGGUCCAAGUUAUAAUACAAGUGGCCAUUGUAGGGGCUCCGCCGGCGGUGGUCAGUAUAACUGUACAACAAUUGCUCCAGAUCAUUACAGACGCUUGUGCAAUUGCGUUCCACAGGAUGAACUUGUUAUGGGAGAAUGGUCAAUGUGGGGAGCUUGCUCGUUAUCGUGUGGUCUUGGUGUAAAACAGCGAUCGCGAAGUUUGGUUGUAACCAGUGAUGACACAGUUCAGUACAGCCAGAGCAGCAGUUGCACAUUGAUGGCAUGCCCAAUUGAUGGUAAGUUCAGUGAAUGGGGGUCGUUUUCAAAAUGUAAUGUGUCAUGCGGGUAUGGUAAGAAGUCCCGCCGUCGUGCGUGCGAUAGCCCGCCACCACAAAAUGAUGGAAAUGAUUGUACUGGUGUUACUGUUGAUUGGGAAACGUGUGGUGAUCCGUUAGUUUGCCCAAUAAACGGAAAUUGGACAGAAUGGAGUGCGUUUACAUUUUGCAACAAACCCUGUGGCAACGGGACUAGGACACGAUAUCGCACAUGCAACAACCCAGCACCUCAGUUUGGAGGUGAACUUUGUCAAGGGGAUGCAACAGAAUCAUUGACCUGCGUAACUCAUCCCUGUACACCUGUUAAGGUUAUCAUUGGGGUGGAAUUUGUGGAUGAAAAAUAUCACGACUUUUAUGACAACCUGCAUGCUGAACCGACAGAAGAAUUAAAGAAAAAAAUUGAAAGUCAGAUUCGCAAACUUUACGAGAAGAAGUUUCCGAACAUAAAAAUUAAAGUUAUACCACACAGCUUCAAGAAGGGUAACAGCAGUGCAACUUCAGACAAGGAAAAGGAAAAAAAAUGAAUCAAUACUGAGGUUCAAGGAUGAAACUUGUAAAUACUUAUCGAACAAAGUUUGUUGAUAUAUGCAGUCUAGUGCUCGAGCUGAUCAUGCCUCGCAAUUGUGCUCGGAUGCAAGACAAUGAAGAAUACUGAAGUUGAAACUGGCUUUUCAUUCUUCAGUAUUUUUAUGUAAAUUUUAGUUUGUCUUUUGUUUUAAUUUAAAACCCAUCAAGCGUCA
Molecule: messenger RNA, 4026 nt
Organism: Hydractinia symbiolongicarpus
Lineage: Eukaryota; Metazoa; Cnidaria; Hydrozoa; Anthoathecata; Hydractiniidae
Product: A disintegrin and metalloproteinase with thrombospondin motifs adt-1-like
Exons: 23
Coding region: 883-3810 (975 amino acids)
Source: RefSeq, a predicted model, not a curated record